This is a messenger RNA of Paramecium tetraurelia, 645 nucleotides long. RefSeq lists its product as uncharacterized. The transcript is spliced from 2 exons. Lineage: Eukaryota; Ciliophora; Oligohymenophorea; Peniculida; Parameciidae. The record is from RefSeq and is a predicted model, not a curated record.
AUGGCCCAACAAUUAUCGAUUUAAAGAUUACUUAGAGAAUAUGACAAAUUGUAAAAGUUGAAUAAUAAUUAAUUCAUUUGUGAGCCGAAUCCCCAAAAUAUUUUCGAAUGGCAUUUUGUGAUUUAUAAUUUGACUGAUGCCUUUGAAGGAGGAUAUUAUCAUGGAAUUUUAUAGAUGCCUCCUGAUUAUCCACUCAAACCUCCUACCUUAAAAUUCAUUACUCCAUCAGGGAGAUUUGAAGUUGGAAAACCUGUAUGUUUAUCAUUUACUAAUUUUCAUCCAGAAAGCUGGAGUUCUGCUUAAACAAUUGAAUCUAUGAUGAUCUCAAUUAUUUCAUUCAUGUAUACCAACGAACAUACAACUGGAGGGAUUAUUAGUAGUGCUUUAGAAAAACAGAGAUAGGCUUAAAAUUCCAAAAAAUUUAAUUUACAAAAUGAACAAUUUACUAAGAUCUUUAAAAAGCAUUUCGAUAAGUUAAAAUUGAAUGAAAAUUACUAAAACAAUUAAUUUAAUGAUAAUCAUAAUAAUGUUGGUACUAAUAUAAUUGUGGAAGAAGAAAGUUCAAUAACUGUCAAAGAAUUUUUUAUCGGAGGCACUGUUAUCUUAUUAUUGAUUUAUUUUUUAUUAUAAAGUAUAGUUAUAUGA